This is a messenger RNA of Saccharomyces eubayanus, 1563 nucleotides long. It is a transcript of the gene ALD5, whose product is annotated as aldehyde dehydrogenase (NAD(P)(+)) ALD5. The coding region runs from base 1 to 1563 and encodes 520 amino acids. The record is from RefSeq and is a predicted model, not a curated record. The transcript has a single exon. Gene Ontology annotation, molecular function: aldehyde dehydrogenase (NAD+) activity. Lineage: Eukaryota; Fungi; Ascomycota; Saccharomycetes; Saccharomycetales; Saccharomycetaceae.
AUGUUUUCCCGUACAAGAACCACAGCUUUGAAAUCCAACUCAUUUGCAAGAAAUUUGUUGCGUCUUUAUUCGCAGGCGCCAUUGCGUGUUCCAAUCACCUUACCAAAUGGUCUUACGUAUGAACAACCAACUGGUUUAUUCAUCAAUGGUGAAUUUGUUGCUUCUAAGCAAAAGAAGACGUUUGAUGUGAUUAACCCAUCUACCGAAGAGAAAAUCACCACCGUCUACAAGGCUAUGGAGGACGACGUCGACACUGCCGUCGCAGCUGCCAAGAAGGCUUUUGAGACCAAGUGGUCUAUUGCCGAACCUGAGGACCGUGCCAGGGCCUUAUUCAAUCUGGCUGACUUGGUUGAAAAAAACCAAGAGACAUUGGCUGCGAUUGAAUCAAUGGAUAAUGGUAAGUCACUAUUCUGCUCUCGUGGUGACGUUGCUUUAGUGUCGAAGUAUUUGCGUUCCUGUGGUGGCUGGGCUGACAAGCUAAAUGGUAACGUUAUCGAUACAGGUAAAGACCAUUUCACUUACUCAAUUAAAGAACCAUUGGGUGUUUGUGGGCAAAUUAUCCCUUGGAAUUUCCCAUUGUUGAUGUGGUCAUGGAAAAUCGGCCCUGCUUUGGCUACUGGUAAUACUGUCGUAUUGAAACCUGCCGAAACAACUCCAUUAUCAGCCCUUUUUGCUUCGCAGCUUUGUCAGGAAGCUGGUAUCCCCGCAGGUGUGGUGAAUAUACUGCCAGGCUCCGGUAGAGUUGUUGGUGAAAGGUUGAGUGCACACCCAGAUGUGAAGAAGAUUGCCUUCACUGGCUCCACUGCCACCGGUCGCCAUAUAAUGAAGGUGGCCGCUGAUACUGUCAAAAAAGUCACUUUGGAACUAGGAGGUAAAUCACCAAAUAUCGUGUUUGCUGACGCCGAUUUGGAUAAAGCUGUUAAGAAUAUUGCAUUUGGUAUAUUUUUCAACUCCGGUGAAGUCUGCUGUGCAGGUUCUAGAAUUUACAUUCAAGAUACAGUGUACGAGGAAGUCUUAAAAAAAUUGAAAGAAUACACCGAGACAUUAAAAGUUGGUGAUCCAUUCAACGAGAAAGUUUUCCAAGGUGCCCAAACAUCUGACAAACAACUACACAAGAUUCUGGAUUACGUCAAUGUGGCAAAAUCAGAGGGAGCUCGUCUUGUUACUGGGGGAGAAAGGUAUGGCGAUAAGGGCUACUUUGUCAAGCCAACGAUUUUUGCUGACGUCAAAGAGGAUAUGAGAAUUGUUAAGGAGGAAGUAUUUGGCCCUAUCGUAACCGUUUCCAAGUUCUCUACUGUUGAUGAAGUCAUUGCUAUGGCAAAUGAUUCUCAAUACGGGCUAGCUGCCGGUAUUCACACAAACGAUAUUAACAAGGCUAUCAAUGUAUCUAAUAGAGUAAAGGCUGGUACAGUUUGGGUAAAUACUUAUAACAACUUCCACCAAAAUGUUCCAUUUGGUGGAUUUGGCCAGUCAGGUAUUGGGCGUGAAAUGGGUGACGCUGCUUUGAGUAAUUACACUCAAGUGAAAUCUGUCAGAAUUGCCAUUGACAAGCCAAUUCGUUGA